CCCGCUCCCACACUCGGCGCUCUGGCCCAAGAAAGUGCUACUCUGUGGUAUCUCUGGUUCUCUCUGGCUGGCCUGCGGAGGACCGCACUCGUUUUCUUCUCGGCCUGGAGAGGCCUCGCUUCGGCGGCUGAGCUUGGAGAGAUGGCGGCAGCCGUUCGGCAGGAUUUGGCCCAGCUCAUGAAUUCGAGCGGCUCGCAUAAAGACCUGGCGGGCAAGUAUCGUCAGAUCCUGGAAAAAGCCAUUCAGUUAUCUGGGGCAGAGCAACUAGAAGCUUUGAAAGCUUUUGUGGAAGCAAUGGUAAAUGAGAAUGUCAGUCUUGUGAUCUCGCGACAGCUGCUGACUGAUUUCUGCACACAUCUCCCUAACCUGCCUGAUAGUACAGCCAAAGAAAUCUAUCAUUUCACCUUGGAAAAAAUCCAGCCCAGAGUUAUUUCAUUUGAAGAGCAGGUUGCUUCCAUAAGACAGCAUCUUGCAUCUAUAUAUGAGAAAGAAGAAGAUUGGAGAAAUGCAGCCCAAGUGUUGGUGGGGAUACCUUUGGAAACAGGACAAAAGCAGUACAAUGUGGAUUAUAAACUGGAGACUUACCUGAAGAUAGCUAGGUUGUAUCUGGAGGACGAUGACCCUGUGCAGGCAGAGGCAUACAUAAACCGAGCGUCCCUGCUUCAGAACGAAUCAACCAAUGAGCAGUUACAGAUACACUAUAAGGUAUGCUAUGCACGUGUUCUUGAUUAUAGAAGAAAAUUCAUUGAAGCCGCACAAAGGUACAAUGAGCUCUCUUACAAGACAAUAGUCCAUGAAAGUGAAAGACUAGAGGCCUUAAAACAUGCUUUGCACUGUACCAUCUUAGCAUCAGCAGGACAGCAGCGCUCUCGGAUGCUAGCUACGCUGUUUAAGGACGAGAGGUGCCAGCAGCUUGCUGCCUAUGGAAUCCUAGAGAAAAUGUACCUAGACAGGAUCAUUAGAGGGAAUCAGCUUCAAGAGUUUGCUGCUAUGCUGAUGCCACACCAGAAAGCAACCACGGCUGACGGUUCUAGCAUCUUGGACAGAGCUGUUAUUGAACACAAUCUAUUGUCGGCAAGCAAAUUAUAUAAUAACAUCACCUUCGAAGAGCUUGGUGCGCUCCUAGAAAUCCCUGCUGCUAAGGCGGAAAAGAUAGCAUCACAAAUGAUAACAGAAGGACGGAUGAAUGGAUUUAUUGACCAGAUUGAUGGAAUUGUUCAUUUUGAAACACGAGAAGCUUUACCAACUUGGGACAAGCAGAUCCAGUCCCUCUGCUUCCAGGUGAAUAACCUUCUGGAGAAGAUCAGCCAGACAGCCCCAGAGUGGACAGCACAGGCCAUGGAGGCCCAGAUGGCCCAGUGAGGCCGCGCACACUGCGUCUGCUUCCGUGUCACACAGACGGACUCAUGUCCCUCCACUGCGUCACCACCGCAUACAUUUCAGUCCUUUUUCUGGGUUUCUUCCCGAAGACAGUAGAGCAGGAAGUGCAGGCUGUUACAACUGUGUAGUCCCCCGUUUGCAGGGCCAGUGCAUUAAGCUAAUGAGACGUUUUGAAAGCUUUUCCUUUAAACAGAGAUGAGAUAUCUAUGACUAAAAAGUUUGGGAUUUGUGGUAACUUUGUAGUCAUGUAAAACCUAAGUGCUUUGUGCCUCUCCAAAUGUGAUAAUCCUAAUAAAUGGAGAAAUAAGCCAAA
Fukomys damarensis (Damara mole-rat) is the source of this 1693-nucleotide messenger RNA. It is a transcript of the gene Cops4, whose product is annotated as COP9 signalosome subunit 4. NCBI's taxonomy places the organism in Eukaryota, Metazoa, Chordata, Mammalia, Rodentia, Bathyergidae. The record is from RefSeq and is a predicted model, not a curated record. Bases 142 to 1362 code for a protein of 406 amino acids. The transcript is spliced from 10 exons. Gene Ontology annotation, cellular component: cytosol; COP9 signalosome.